CACACACACACACACACACACACACACACACACACACACACACACACACACACACACACACACACACACACACACACACAGAGGAACUCAUUCACAUGCACAAACAAAGACUCUCCCAUACCCAAGGACCACCAGCCCACGUACAGACUAGAUAGAUUCCCUGGGCGCUGACUGUUCCCACUAUGCAGGACAACAAGUCUGAUGUGAAGGCCAUCAUGGCUCGCUUCAACACGGGGGGAAAUGCCACAGAGGGUAUCUCCUCAGAACGUCCAAAAGCUGCAGUGCACGCCACCCUGUCCUCAGGACCCCCUAUCCAGCCUAAGAAACCUGCCCUGGAGACCAGCCUCUCAGGCAGCGCAGCGUCCACCGCGCCCAAACCCAACUUCCUCAAGAGCACCAUCUCCACCAAGAGCGCUCCAGAAGUCAGGGACUUGCCCAAAAUCAAAGUGAUCCCUAGUAAGUUUGGAAACACCCAAGAGGACAGCAAACCAUCCUUUGUCAAACAGUACCCCUUUAAACUCAAACCUCCUGGCCCAGAGAUAUCCCAGGAUGCUGAGGUCAAAAGCCCUUUGCCCAAACUCCCUCUCCAGAAACCCUCUCUGAGCUUGACCUUGUCUGACACCAAGUCUGCCUUUCCCAAACCUCCCCUGGGUGUGGCCAAACCCUCCUGGGUCAAAGACAGCAGCCCCAAACCUGACAAUAGUGGGGGUACCUCGAACUCCAUCCCACCCAAAAUACCCCCUUCCAAAAAAAACAUAAUCUCCAUUGCAAAGAUGAGUCUACAGACAGAGGAUAGUGUGGAUGGAGCAGUGGAUUCUACAACCAAACCGCUGGGAGCAGCUUCUAUCCUCAAACCCUCCAACUUCAGGACUGCACAGAACAUGUUCAAUAGAGAAGACACCCUAUCUGAGAAUGGGGUAAAGGAAAUAGCCAAACUUCCCCUCACUUCCAGCGACUCUUGUCUUCCUAAACCUACAGCCAGUAAGAAACCCAGCUUCAUUAAGAAGCCCCUGGGUUCCACCUCCCUGGUCGUGGGGUUGAGCAACAGUAGCCCGCCCCCCCCCAAAUUAAACCCCAUGCCCAAUUUCCUGGCAUUAGGAACUGUGCCAGCCAAACCCAACCGGCCUCCUAGGGUCAACUUGGAAAAGUUCAAGAAGGGCACAGAGGCUAGUACCGAUGGUCCUGCUGGGUUAAAGGGAUCUGUUGCCCCACCCCCUGCCUCUCACCCCAGUAACCAUAUGGCCCCACCCCUGCCCUCUCACCCCAUGGCCCCUAGCCUGCCCCCACGACCACCAGAAGCCAUAAUCCAACCUGACCCAGAUGAGAACUAUGAUGAUGUGGGGUUAAUUAACAAUACUCCACCCCCUCACUCUGGAGGACAUCCUAGUCAAAACACUAAGCACAGUGAAAGUGAUGAAAUGUAUGAAGAUCUUGAUGAAAGAUGGGGGGCAGUGGAAUCAAAGGAGCAAGAGAAGAGAGAGAGGGAGGAGACAAAACGACAGGUGGAAAAGAAAGUACAGAAAGAACGUGAGAGGAAAGAACAAGAGGCCAAAAAGAAAUUCAAAUUGACUGGUCCACUGAAGGUCAUCCACAGGGUCCAGGCCAGAGUGGACAGUAAAGGGAGUAAGACGGACCUGGGGCUGAAGCAGGGAGAGUCUAUUGACAUCAUGCGUGUUUUGGACAACCCAGAGGGACGCUGGCUAGGGAGGUCACAGGACGGCUCCUAUGGCUAUGUGAAGACUGAGUCUGUUGAGAUUGACUUUGACACCCUGAAGCGUCAGGGUGUGUCUAUAUCCAGUCAUAUGGAACACGAACCAGAGGUAUACGAUGAUGUGGCCUUUCAGAAUGACCUCAGCAGUGGGAUCAAGAGUGCAGGAGUGGUUCUUCCUCCACCUCCUGAUGAGGAUAGUGACAUAUAUGAUGAUCUUGACGAUUCAAGCUUCGACGUCAGAGUAUCCCCACCUUCCCAGUUUGACCAGACAGGAAAUACUGUCAGUGAUUCAGAUAUUUAUGAUGAUGUUGACACCAAUAACUUCCAUCUGCCUCCACCUAUCAGCAGUCUCCCACUAAGUAAAGCCAAGGGUAAGGCUGAGGACAAAGAUACUAAAAAGCUAAAGAAAUUUGAAAAGGAAGAGAAGGAAUUCAGAAAGAAGUUCAAGUAUGAUGGGGAGAUCCAGGUACUCUAUCAGGUGACCAUCGUUUCCACCUUGGCCAAUAAGAAGUGGCGCAGUAAAGAUCUGCUGUUGAGACCUGGGGAGACUCUGGAUGUUAUCGUUAAGCCUGUAGACAACAAACUCAUCUGCAGAAACAAGGAGGGCAAGUUUGGCUACGUCUUGACCAGCCAUAUUGUAGUAGAAGAUGCUGAUAUCUAUGAUGACAUUGGUGAUGAUUGCAUCUAUGACAACGACUGAACACUGUCCACAAAGUGAUGCCGAUAUUUGUAUUUUGGGGGGUUUCUUGUUUAUAUCAACAACCUUUAUCUAAUUUACUGUGAUUAUUUUGAGGUGAAGUGGUUUUCAUUCAAGAACACAGUCCACAGACAUUUCCUCCCUUUAUGAAUAACUGUGACUUUGCAUUGAAUAAGCCUAAAUGAUAUACAAUGUUACAUUUUUAUAUUGAAAGUGUAUUUCAAUGCUUAUAUUCUAUAUUCAACAAGAGAUAUUAAAAUUCUGAUUGAAAACAAAA
This is a messenger RNA of Salmo salar (Atlantic salmon), 2685 nucleotides long. RefSeq names its product FYN-binding protein (gene fyb). Gene Ontology annotation, cellular component: plasma membrane. Gene Ontology annotation, molecular function: protein binding. The record is from RefSeq and is a predicted model, not a curated record. NCBI's taxonomy places the organism in Eukaryota, Metazoa, Chordata, Actinopteri, Salmoniformes, Salmonidae. Gene Ontology annotation, biological process: integrin-mediated signaling pathway; T cell receptor signaling pathway; protein localization to plasma membrane.